Chanos chanos (milkfish) is the source of this 948-nucleotide messenger RNA. RefSeq names its product glycerophosphodiester phosphodiesterase domain containing 3a (gene gdpd3a). Gene Ontology annotation, cellular component: endoplasmic reticulum membrane. The transcript is spliced from 10 exons. The coding region runs from base 1 to 948 and encodes 315 amino acids. NCBI's taxonomy places the organism in Eukaryota, Metazoa, Chordata, Actinopteri, Gonorynchiformes, Chanidae. Gene Ontology annotation, molecular function: phosphoric diester hydrolase activity; phosphatidylcholine lysophospholipase A1 activity. The record is from RefSeq and is a predicted model, not a curated record. Gene Ontology annotation, biological process: glycerophospholipid catabolic process.
AUGGGUAGUUACGUGUACUACCUACUCCCAGCAUUAGGGGGCUACACUCUCGCAUCUCUCUACCUACUGAAGAAUCCCUCUAUUCUCCAUAAGAAGAAACAUGCCGCAUUUCACUGCACCCACAUCUCUCACAGAGGAGGUUGUGGGGAAAGGAUUGAGAGCACCAUGGAAGCUUUUACCAAUGCAGUGAAUCAGGGCACAGAGAUGCUGGAGCUUGACUGCCACCUGACUCGUGAUGGUCAUGUGAUCGUGUCACAUGAUGAGAACCUGCUGAGGCAAACUGGCCAAGAUGUGACCGUCUCCUCCCUAAAUUUAGAGGAGUUGCCACUUUAUAAAGAGAGACUGGAGGUCACCUUUUAUGCAGGCCACUACAGUACAGGAUCAGACAGGAAGUUUGUGCUGUUGGAAGAUGUUUUCAGGAGGUUUCCCAAGUUGCCUGUCAACAUUGAGGUGAAAGAGAAAAACGCAGAGCUGAUAGAGAAGAUAAAUGCUCUUGUGAGGACAUAUGACAGAGAGGAUGUCACAGUUUGGGCCAGUACAGACUCUAACAUCAUGAAAAUGUGCCGCAGAACCAAUUCCUCUAUGCCCUACAUGUUCACUGUCAAACGAGGACUGCAGCUGCUCCUACUCUUCUACAGUGGCCUUCUGCCCUUUGUUCCACUGGGGGAGAGUUUUUUACAGUUCUACCUACCUCGUAUCUUCAACAGGACGUUCAUCCCCGAUUCUGCCCUGCUCAGGAAUAGAAUGGUGAUCUACCUGAUUGAGAAAGUAACCAUGAGGAAAAGCAUGUUCAAACAUCUAGUCGACCGCGGGAUUCAGAUUCAUCUGUUUGUCUGUAAUGAAGAGGAUGACAUUGAGGCUGCCUUUGAGGCGGGGGCCACGGGAGUAAUGACUGACUACCCUACUCUGUUAGCAAACUAUCUUAGAAGACACCAGCAAGCAACGUGA